Rattus norvegicus (Norway rat) is the source of this 6342-nucleotide messenger RNA. Lineage: Eukaryota; Metazoa; Chordata; Mammalia; Rodentia; Muridae. The record is from RefSeq and is a predicted model, not a curated record.
GGAUCCCUGUGAACGAGCCUGAGCCCCCUCUAGUCCCCGUGCAGCAACUUGUCCCGCAGGAACCGAUGCCUGGAGGAUAAAGGCAGAGGAAAGAAGGGGACGGGGUUGAGGGGGGGUUAGGGGUAUCAACAAUCUCGAAUGGUUGGGGAAGUGGGGGACAAAGGAGAGCUUUAAUUUUCUGUUUCAAUGCCUCCACCGACCCACCAUCCUGAAGAUCUCUGUCCUUGGUAAGCUUGACGUGAGGAUUCCAGCAGACCGAGGAGACUGAGGGACUUCCAGGCACCGAGGAGAGGGACCCUGGAGCAGUAGAGUCCGAGAAAGGCCAGGUGGGUUCGGGGAGGUUUGGGGGACGUGGAGUUACACCAGGUUUCCUUCCCUGAGUGACCGUAAGAACUAUUAAUGCCCCUUCGAAGUGAAAAAAAAAAUAAUAAUAAAAAAAAGCCCUCGUCUUUCUUAAAGUUAGCCAAGGUUAUUGGCAGCACUGGGGUUUCCUGGUCCAAGAGAACAGGACUGUUUUCUGCACAAGCGCCCCGCCCCGUCACUGCGCUCAGCUGAUAUAAGGACAAGAGCCCGCAGGAGAGAGGUCUCCAUUCUGGACUCGGGGACACCAUCUCUGACUCCAGGAGGCAAGCGUGCUGCGGAGGACAGACGCCGGAAAAGGUUUCAGUCAAAGGCCGAGAAGAUGAAUUUCCUGACAAAUUUGGAACUGAACUUUGCAGAGUGUAUAUUAGAUGGAGGAAGAGCCACCAUGGGGGUUAGGCAAAGGGUGGAAAUGGAUGCCACACAAAGGAUGAGACAGAAUGAAACCAUCUCCCAAGCAGUGUGCGCUCUGCUCAACUCCGGCGGCGGAGUGAUCAGGGUUGAGAUUGAGAACAGAGACUAUAAUUUUGAGAGGGAUGGAGUAGGCCUGGACCUGCCACCAUUGUUCCGAAACCAUUUAGACCAGAUGAUGCAUGGAAGAUUCUUUUUAAUCUAUGUGAGUUCGUGGACCGUGGAAGCCUCAGGAGUGCGGCUCGCUACCCUGUGUUCCAAUUUGUACCGCAGAUGUGGAAACUUUACUGAGGUCAUGGACCCUCCAGAAGCUCUGACAUUCCUCAGAAAUGUCCAGGUUGUUAGGGGUCUUGGUGAUUCCGACUUUUUAAGUCUACAGGAAGCUCCUGUUGAUGAUGCUCAGAUGGUCUUAGCUUCUGAUGUGUUUAAUAGCCAGCAGCUCCAGUACCUGGAAAAACUCAACUUUACAGAGUCCCUACACGUUGAAUUUCAAAUGUUCUCGGCAGACCUUGCACAGGGCAUUCGAGAGAGACUCCCCAAGUGUGUUUCUGCGUUGGCCAAUUCUGAAGGGGGCUAUGUGUUUUUUGGUGUUCAUGAAACCGGUCAAGUCAUUGGAUGUGAAAAGGAAAAACUAAAUUGUUCCAACUUGUUGACUACUAUUGAUGCCUGUAUCAGGAGGAUGCCUGUCUAUCACUUCUGUGCACAUAACCACAAAGUGCAAUAUACCCACAGAUUCCUUGAGGUGUACGAUAAGAAGGCCCUCCAUGGGUAUGUCUGUGCAAUCAAGGUAGAACGAUUCUGCUGUGUAGCGUUUGCGAAAGCGCCUGAUUCCUGGGAGGUAAAGGACAGUGUUAUGAAGCCGCUGACUGCAAAGGACUGGACCUCUUGGAUGACAGAAACCAACCCAGAGCUUUUCAGUUUCCCUCAGAUGAUCUCCAGGAUGAAUAUGUUAAACACCACACCCCGCAGCAGGACUGUGUUCAGUCAUAAAUAUUUGAAAUGUGUGGAGGACCUACAGAAGGAUUACUUUUCAGUGUUACCUAACAGGAUUACAUAUACUCCAGAGAGCGUCUACAAGGACCUCUUCUCAGACUACAGAGGACUAAGAAACUUAAUAAGUGCGGAAAUGCGCUGUUUCUCUCAAGGGAUAUUGAUCUUCUCCCACAGCUGGGCUGUGGACCUAGGUCUUCAGAGGGAGCGAGAUGUCAUCUGUGAUGCUCUUCUAAUUUCCCCAAACAAUGUCCCAAUCCUGUACACCAUUUGCAACAAGUGGGAUCUGAGGAACAGGCAGUAUUCCAUGGGCGUCGCCUAUACCCUGAAGCAGAGGCUGGUGAACAUGGGUGGCUACACUGGAAGAUUAGGCAUCAUUCCCUUGGUCUUCCCACUGGGUGCUGACCAAAGAGUAAGGGAUGAUUUAGAAAUGCCGGUUUACCCUGAAUCCUACAACUUCAUAACCAUGGAGCAGGUGGAAGCUCUGUUGCAGUCUCUUGUGAUCGUCUUGUUCGGGUUCAGACCCUUGUUAAAUGAGGAGUUAAACUCUGAGUCUGAGACUGUGGCCCUACUCACAGAGCAACAGCAUGAGUUGCUUUCAAUGAAUCUGACUAAGCACAGAGAGCUGUUUGUUCAUGGUUUACCUGGGUCAGGGAAGACCACUCUAGCUCUCAUGACCCUGGAGAAGAUCAAGAACGUGUUCAACUGUCAAGCUGAAGAUAUUCUUUACAUCUGCGAGAACCAGUCUUUGAAGAAAUUUGUGAGCAGGAAAAUCGUUUGUCAGGCAGUGACACGGAAAGCCUUCAUGAAAAACACCUAUGACAACGUGCAACAUAUCAUCGUGGACGAAGCUCAGAAUUUCCGAACCGAAGAAGGGAACUGGUACGCCAAGGCGAAAGGCAUCGUUCAGAGAGGGAGAGAUGGCCCAGGAGUCCUCUACAUUUUUCUGGAUUACUUUCAGAUCAAUCACUUGGGCUGCAGUGGCCUCCCUGAGCUCCAAAACCAGAAGCCAAUGUUGAAGCUCACCAGGAUGCUCCGCAGUGGAGACAGGAUAGCCAACUACCUUCAAGAUAUAAUGCAUCUAAUCCAAAAUAAUCCUCCCCCGAAUGUCCCCAGAGACGCCCUGAGGAUGGGUGAAGAACCCGAAGGCCGUGCAAAUGACACAGGCAGUUUAGAGAUAACUAAUGGCCUCAAUUUGGAGCAGAUGGCAAACUAUGUAGCCGAGAAAUGCCAGGGUCUCUGGAGGACUGGCUAUUACCCCGAGGAUGUUGCUGUUCUUUUCACUAACGUCAGAGAUAUAGAAAAAUGUAGAGAAAGGCUUCUGCUAGCGAUGAGGAGGAGGACCAUGUCUCAGCUUGGUGAGGAGUCCAGUUUACUAGUGCAGGUCAGGGAGGGGUUGGAUAGUCCGGGGAAUCACAUUGUGUUGGAUAGUGUCCAGCGAUUUUCAGGCAUGGAAAGAAGUAUAGUGUUUGGGAUUAUUCCAGAAAACUUUGAGACAGACAUUUCCUACAAUGUUCUGCUCUGCCUGGCUUCCAGGGCAAGAACCCACCUGUAUAUUGUAAGGGUUAGACUUUGAUAGGAGGAUACCAGUUUUUAGUUAGCUGGGGUUGGUCUCUAGAUCUCUUUUGAAACUCUUUGAUAUAAACAUUUAAGCACCAAAACAUUUCAUGUAUAGUCACCCACUCAGGGUAAGCAAAUAUGGGUAUGGGGGAUUCAGACAGUAGUCAGAGAUAUAACAGCAAUUAGUUGGCCCUGAGUCUCUCUCUCUCUCUCUCUCUCUCUCUCUCUCUCUCUCUCUCUCUCUCUCUCUCUCUCUCUCUCUGUGUGUGUGUGUGUGUGUGUGUGUGUGUGUGUGUGUGUAUCAUGAAGGAUUGGUUGUUUGAGGUAGGGAGGAAAGAGCCAAUUAUGAGAUGACUGCUAUACUAUACGUUCUAGUGGACUCAGAUAUUUUCCUUGUUUUUAACACAGAAAUGCUUGAUCCUGGUAUGUGGAGAGAGCAUGAAGGGUGGAGGGUGUGUCCAUCUUUAGCAGGACAUGGUUUGAAAUGUAAGUUCACAAAUUGCAAGUUAUAAUUUCAGGGUGAGACCAGUUGAACUUGUGUUAUUUCCCAUUUUGCCUUUCACUGGCACUACUAUUUUUGAUCUUUGCUUCCUACAUGACUUGUUCAUUCAGAAUCUCUCUCCUUUGACUCUGCUUUAAUAUUAAUGCCCGUGGAGACUCAGGGAUGCUACAGCCAAAGUGCCAAAGUGUGGGUUCAGUGGUUUGGAAGAAUGGACAGACUCUAAGUUAGCAGCACUUCACACUUAAUUUAGUAACCGUAGCACGCAAAUGUAAGUUGAAUAUCUCUGUUCUCUCAGCACUCGGUAGUUCGACCAGCCUUUCAAAGGCUGUCGCUGAAAAAUACUCAUUUGUCAUUUACUUUAGGUUUCUUCAAACUCAGUAUUUAGAGCCAAACAGAGCAGACUUUUCUGGGAGACACAAACAAAAAACCCAGAGUUCAUUUGCUAUUAAAAAGAGCAAAAGCGGGCUGGAGAGAUGGCUCAGCGGUUAAGAGCACUGACUGCUCUUCCAGAGGUCCUGAGUUCAAUUCCCAGCAACCACAUGGUGGCUCACAAUCAUCUGUAAUGGGAUGCUCUCUUCUGAAGUGUCUGAAGAGAACUACAGUAUACUAACAUAUAAAUAAAACAAAGAAAUCUUUAAAAAAAAGAGCAAAAGCGAAUUAUGAAAACUCAAGGAAAAUGAAUAUACAUGGGAAGUAUGACAGAAGUUGAGUAACUUGGAGGAAAAAACCCAUACAUUCUAAUGGGUGGAUCCGAGCCAUUCAUGUUUGUCAGAGUGUGUGUAAGGUGAGUAGGGGUGUAGAUAAUAGCUAGGAAAAAAAGACAAAGAAGCUGGGGGAAAGGGAGGGCUGGGGAGUAGGGGCAUCAGGACACAUGUGGUAUGAAGCAGAAAGGGGGCCGGGGGGGGGGAGGUGGAAGUGGAGGCGCAGCGAUAGGCUCUGGGAGGGGAGCGGCACAGAUACUAGAAAAAUUCUGGAAAAAAUAAAAUGUGAAGAUAGAAUCAGUUUGCUUUAGGCAGCUUGUUACAUUCUUAGAAAAUUUACAACAAAGAAAUUUACUUCUAGCCAGGCAGUGAUGGCGCAUGCCUUUAACUCCAACACUCAGAAGGCAGAGGCAGGUGGACCUCUGAGGCCAGCCUGGUCUACAGAGUGGGUUCUAGGACAUCCAAAGCUACACAGAAAAACCCUGACUCAAAAAGCAAAGCCAAAAAAGAAAAAAAAAAAAAGGACAAAGCCAGGUAGUGGUGGUGCACAGCUUUUUAAUCUCAGCACUGUGGAGACAGAGACAGGAGGAUCUCUGAGUUUGAGACUAGCCUGGUCUACAGAGUGAGUGCCAGGUUAGCCAGAAAGGUCAAGAAACAAUAUGCUUGGGAAAUGCUGGCAGCAAAUGUCAUCAAUAUUUUUUUUUUCUCUAAAGUUUCUAUUCAUGGUAGUUUAAUCCCAUUGCUCAGGAGGCGGAGGCAGGAAGAUCUCCGUGAGCUUGAGUCCAGCCUGGUCUACAGAGUGAGUUCCAGGCCAACCAGGGCUACAUAGUGAGACUUUGUCUCAAACCCUUUUUCUAUAUAAAAGAAAAAUUUCCAAGAUUAAAAGAAAACUGGAGGAAGGACUUGACGGGAAGCGUGCAGAAGGCGUUAAAUAGCUCCUACACAUGGAGGGGACAUUACUAUGGUCGCAUGAGUGUCCCAUAACCAGGGUGUGUGAUGACUGACAUGCCAUUUGGAGAGAAAGCUGCCAAUGGCCGUGACUUGCUCGAAUGCUGACAAACUUUUACCUUGAGAUUCAUUUCUAAGGAACUUACUCUGCACACACAGCUUGCACACAUGUAAAAAAGCUUCUGGACAGAUGCAUAGAAGUCUGCUUCUAGGGUUGGGGAUUUAGCUCAGUGGUAGAGCGCUUGCCUAGGAAGCGUAAGGCCCUGGGGUUCGGUCCCUAGCUCCGAAAAAAAAAAAAAGAACCAAAAAAAGAAGUCUGCUUCUAGUAGCAGAAAGCACAGUAGCAGUAAACAUCGAUACAGAGCAGUUGAAGGGAGUAAGUUACGGGCUAGCACAAUGCACCAUCACACCAUGAAGCCAUACAAAAGCGAGCUCUCCAUCGUAUUUAUGCAUUCUGUAUUGCGAACAAAGUCCAUCCUGUGCCUCUAGAGUUGGCACACAUGCUCGCGGAUGCAUUCGGGAUUUUUGAAAGUAAACCUUAAAAACUGGCAGCAGUAUUUGACUCUGGAAAGGGGAAAUCGGCGACGAGGGAGAACAACAGCUUUUGCUCUUUGCGACUCUAGGUUCUCUACCAUGUGGUACUUGACGGAGUUUUGCUUUGCAUGUGUUUUUCACUUAUGAAUUUGUAAAUGACUUUCUCAGUUCUUAUCAACCUGUAUCCUGGAUAAACAUUUCAUAAUCAUAGUGGAUAUUGAUAGUGGAUAGUGAAUGGGGGAAUUCGAAAACUAUACAACAUAAUAGAUUUUUUUAGUACCUAACAUUUAGAAGUGUGGACUCACUGUCAUAUUUGAUUCAAGCUUGUUUUUUUUU